AUGGCCGCAACCACAUCCUUGCCACCACCCGCACCGAGACCAACAGCAUGGGAAGCACUGCAGUCGUUCAACCUCAACGAUAGCCUUCAGGAGAGAUUCGCGAGGGUACCAUCUCAGAGAAAGGCGCUAAUGUUUGGUAUGGCAGGUGGAACAUGCAUCGGUGCCCUCCGGUUUAUUUCAACCAGGCGGGGGUGGUCAUCAGCCAAUUGGGGUGUAUACUCUUUCGUAUUCUUAUCUUCGAUAUCCUACUAUGAACUGAGUAAAAAACGGCAAACCGAGGUCGAGCAAAUCCAGCAAGUGGUUACUAAAAUGAAUCAAGUCAAGCCAAGUCCCAAGUUGACUGCCAAUCUAGCUUCAGAAGGCGAGAGGCUGAGUGAAGAGAAGACGACAACUGCCGAUCAAACUCAGAAUAAGAAAAAAUAUUGGCUCUGGUGA
Puccinia triticina is the source of this 435-nucleotide messenger RNA. RefSeq lists its product as uncharacterized. The transcript has 3 exons. The record is from RefSeq and is a predicted model, not a curated record. Lineage: Eukaryota; Fungi; Basidiomycota; Pucciniomycetes; Pucciniales; Pucciniaceae. The coding region runs from base 1 to 435 and encodes 144 amino acids. Gene Ontology annotation, biological process: mitochondrial respiratory chain complex IV assembly. Gene Ontology annotation, cellular component: mitochondrion; mitochondrial inner membrane.